This is a messenger RNA of Xenopus tropicalis (tropical clawed frog), 1162 nucleotides long. It is a transcript of the gene gpr141, whose product is annotated as G protein-coupled receptor 141. The coding region runs from base 13 to 906 and encodes 297 amino acids. Gene Ontology annotation, biological process: signal transduction; G protein-coupled receptor signaling pathway. Gene Ontology annotation, molecular function: oxysterol binding; G protein-coupled receptor activity. The record is from RefSeq and is a predicted model, not a curated record. Gene Ontology annotation, cellular component: membrane. The transcript has a single exon. Lineage: Eukaryota; Metazoa; Chordata; Amphibia; Anura; Pipidae.
CGAAAAAAUAUUAUGGGAGCCCAGAAUAAAACCAACCAAACAACUUGUUUUAUCGAUGAAGAUGUCUGUUUCAAUGUCCUCACUGCAAUUUACACAGUAAUUUUUAUAGGAGGUUUGGCUGGAAGUGUUAUGAUGCUUUUCCUCAUAUGCAGAACUAAUACACGCACGCUGACCAUGACAGCAGUCAUCAACCUGUUGAUAGGACACAGCAUAUUUCUUAUGACUGUUCCAUUUCGCAUCGAUUACUAUGUUCGCAGGGACUGGCAGUUUGGGCCUGAUUUCUGCAAGUUGGUCAGUGCAAUGAUACACAUCCAUAUGUAUGUUUCCUUUGCAUUUUAUGUGACAUUGUUGAUCAUCCGAUACCUCAGCUUUUUCAAACAAAAGGACAAGAUUGAGUUCUACAGAAACCUCCAUUCUGUGGUGGCCAGUGCCUCUGUGUGGGCAGUUAUUCUAAUAAUUUUCUUGCCCCCGUUCCUUUAUUAUUAUGGAAAUAAAAAACCUAAAGGGAGCAAGAGGGAGUGUUUCCACUUCCAUACAGAAAUUACAAAUAUUGUACGUAUAUUAAACUAUGUUGUUAUAGCAGUUAUUUUAACAGUGGUCUGUUCUCUUCUUGGGGUUCAGAUCUUUAUAAUUGUAAAGGUUGUAAAAAACCUACAGAGCAAAUUUUCUAACUAUCAAGUUUUCUGGGUUCAGCUUAAAAGUUUGUUCUUUAUUUUGGUAAUGAUCAUAUGUUUUUUGCCUUAUCACAUGUUCAGAAUUUUUUACCUAGACCAUGUGGAUGACUGCUUUAUGUUCAAUGAAAUUUGCCUUAGUAUAACAGCACUCAGUUGCUUGGAUCUUCUGUCUUUUGCUCUGCAAAGUGGUAUCCGGAAAGGGUGUCAAUGCACAGUAUUUUCAGGUCAAUAAUUUUUGUUUUAUACUAUGUUGAUACUAACAGAAUAUGUUGAGAAUACAAAGUCAAAGCCAAAUUUGGAUAUAUAGUACUCUUAUUAAAGGGGUUGUUCAUCUUUAAAUUAACUUUUAGUAUGGUGUAGACCAGUGCUGUCUAACUGGCAUGGUUCACAUUCAGAUUCAGGCCAUAAUCCCCCUUUAUUGUUUAAACAUGUAAUCCCCUGUACUGUUCACACCUUUUAAUCUAUGCAUUGUUCACCCCCUGCAUUGU